GCAGCCAGCGCCGCGCACCUCCAGCGGCCGCCGCCGCCCGACAGCGCGCCCCGGACGUGCCUGCUCGCGCCCCCUGCGCCCAUUUCCCCGAGGGGCGCCGCGGCCGGCACGGCGACGGUCCGGGCUCUGGAUGGUCCGCACGCUGCCCGCCCUCGCCCACCCCUGACGCCGCGGACCGCAGCCCCGCAGCCCCAGCGCGGCGCCGAGGACCGUCCAGCCGAGUUCUCCGUCCUCCGCGCGGGCAGCCAUUGUUUGAUGUCCUGUGACUGAGAAAACCAGCCUCCGAACGUUGCUAUGCCUUUGGAGAUGGAGCCCAAAAUGAGCAAACUCGCCUUCGGGUGCCAGCGAAGUUCCACGUCAGAUGAUGACUCUGGCUGUGCGCUGGAGGAGUAUGCCUGGGUGCCCCCCGGACUUCGACCGGAGCAGAUCCAGCUCUAUUUUGCUUGCUUACCAGAGGAAAAGGUUCCGUAUGUUAACAGCCCUGGAGAGAAACAUCGAAUUAAACAGCUUUUGUACCAGUUGCCACCACAUGACAAUGAGGUGCGGUAUUGCCAGUCCUUGAGCGAAGAGGAGAAGAAAGAACUGCAGGUGUUCAGCGCUCAGCGGAAGAAGGAAGCGCUGGGAAGAGGCACGAUCAAACUUCUGUCCAGGGCCGUGAUGCACGCCGUGUGCGAGCAGUGCGGGUUGAAGAUCAACGGAGGCGAGAUUGCCGUGUUCGCCUCGCGGGCGGGCCCCGGCGUGUGCUGGCACCCGUCCUGUUUCGUCUGCUUCACGUGUAACGAGCUGCUGGUGGACCUCAUCUAUUUUUAUCAGGACGGAAAAAUUCACUGUGGCAGGCACCACGCUGAACUGCUCAAACCCCGGUGCUCGGCAUGUGACGAGAUCAUUUUUGCUGAUGAGUGCACGGAAGCGGAGGGUCGCCACUGGCACAUGAAACACUUCUGCUGCCUUGAGUGUGAGACGGUCCUGGGCGGGCAGAGGUACAUCAUGAAGGACGGCCGCCCCUUCUGCUGUGGCUGCUUCGAGUCUCUGUACGCGGAGUACUGUGAGGCCUGCGGCGAGCACAUCGGUGUGGACCACGCCCAGAUGACCUACGACGGGCAGCACUGGCACGCGACCGAAGCCUGCUUCUCCUGUGCCCAGUGCAAAGCCUCUCUGCUGGGGUGUCCCUUCCUCCCCAAGCAAGGUCAGAUCUAUUGCUCAAAAACGUGCAGCCUCGGCGAAGACAUCCACGCCUCCGAUUCCUCCGACUCUGCGUUUCAGUCCGCUCGGUCGAGGGACUCCCGAAGAAGUGUCCGGAUGGGCAAAAGCAGCCGGUCGGCGGACCAGUGCAGACAGUCUCUCCUCUUGUCCCCCGCUCUCAACUACAAGUUCCCUGGCCUCUCGGGCAACGCCGACGACACCCUUUCUCGGAAGUUGGAUGACCUGAGUCUCUCCAGGCAGGGAGCAGGUUUUGUCAGUGACGACUUUUGGAAAGGCAGAGUCGAGCACGAAACCCCAGAAGACCCCGAAGAAUGGGCCGAGCAUGAAGAUUAUAUGACGCAGCUCCUCCUCAAGUUUGGUGAUAAAAGCCUCUUUCAGCAGCAGCCCAACGAGAUAGAUAUUCGAGCCAGUGAGCACUGGAUAUCUGAUAACAUGGUUAAAAAUAAGACCGAGUUAAAGCAAAAUAACCAGAGCCUCGCAAGUAAAAAAUACCAAUCUGAUAUGUACUGGGCACAGUCACAAGAUGGCCUGGGAGAUUCUGCGUACGGCAGCCACCCGGGCCCGGCGAGCAGCAGACGGCUCCAGGAGCUGGAUCUGGACCAUGGGGCCUCGGGAUACAAUCAUGACCAGACACAGUGGUAUGAAGAUUCCCUGGAGUGCUUGUCAGACUUGAAACCGGAGCAGAGCGUUCGGGAUUCUAUGGAUUCUUUGGCUUUGUCCAACAUCACAGGGGCUUCGGUGGAUGGAGAAAGCAAGCCGAGGCCAUCCUUAUAUUCCCUGCAGAACUUUGAGGAGAUAGAGGCCGAAGAUUGCGAGAAGAUGAGCAACAUGGGGACCCUGAACUCCUCCAUGCUGCACCGGAGCGCCGAGUCCUUAAAGAGCCUCAGUUCAGAGCUGUGCCCAGAGAAGAUCAUGCCCGAGGAGAAACCGGUCCACCUGCCGGUGCUCCGCCGAUCCAAGUCCCAGUCCAGGCCCCAGCAGGUCAAGUUCUCCGACGAUGUCAUUGACAACGGGAGCUACGACAACCUGGAGAUCCGGCAGCCCCCGAUGAGCGAGAGGACGCGGAGGCGGGUGUACCACUUCGAGGAGCGAGGCGCCAGGCCCCACCACCACCACCACCACCACCACCGCCGCCGGAGGAGCAGGAAGUCGCGCUCCGACAACGCCCUGAACCUCGUGGCGGAGAGGAAGCUCCCUCCCAAGGACCGGCUGCGGCUGUACACGCCCGACAACUACGAGAAGUUCAUCCAGAGCAAGAGCGCCCGGGAGAUGCAGGCGUCCCUCCAGAACGCCCAGCUCUACGGGCGCUACGCCCACGCCACGUCCGACUACGCGCUGCAGCAGAGCCCGCAGGUGCCCCGCUUCCUGGGGCUGUACGGGGAGGACGACGACUCGUGGUGCUCCUCCUCCUCCUCCUCCUCCGACUCGGAGGAAGAGGGCUAUUUCCUUGGACAGCCCAUCCCUCAGCCCCGGCCCCAGAGGUACGCCUACUACACCGACGACCUUUCCAGCCCGACGGCCGCACUCCCCACGCCUCAGUUUGCUCCGGGCGUGACCAAAUCCAAGAAGAAAAGGGGACACAAGGGCAAAAACUGUAUUAUUUCUUAACCCGGCAGCUGUGGCGGUCCUGUCUCAACUUAGCCAUUAACCCUCUUGACUCCUAGCCUUUUUCUUUCGUAGGAAAGUUGCUAACAUAGUUUAUAAAGUGCUUUGCCCACGUACAUGAGCCCCCCCUCCUCCCCCCCUGCUGUUUACAGCGUCAGAUUAACACUCAGAAGGUGUGAUUGCUCCCAUGGACCCUCCUCGGAUGGUGCCCGUCAGGUACAUUAGGGUGCUGCUGCAUAGCUGCUUCGGUCUCCGGUCUGCGAGAGAAUCUUCUAGAAACUGCCGUAAGGUGAUUGGACAGGGGGAGGGUACUGAUUUUAGACGACGGAGAACGUCGGCCGCCUUUGUAAAGCAAUAGUGUGUGUCAGUUGUCCACGCCAGGUUGGCCCCGGGCCUGAUCGGUCGGUCGGUCUGACUGUGCGGCACGCACGCAGUCACACUGACCCAGCCAACACUGUGCGCCCCAUCUCACGAGGCCACCUCGUCCCCUUGCAACCCUCUUUAGCCAGGUAAACUUUGUAUUAUUGUAUUAGCUCCAGCUACAGAUUGAAAAACAAAACAAGACAAACAAAAAAAAAAACUUUGCUAUUUAUAAUGUAGUAUUUCAUAGACUUAAAGUGUAUUCCUAAUUUAACGGUGCAAAUAUUAAUGUACAUAAUGUACAGUUCAGAUUUUAAAGCUGAUAUUUUUAUAUCCCUGAAUUGCAAGAUGUUUGUUACACUGCAGUGCUAGAUUUGUUAGGGAACCAGAAAACAGCAUUUAUGGAUGAAAUGAUUGCUUGUAUUUUAGUCAGGGUUUAUAAGUUUAGAUGGUCAAAUUUAUAUUGCCUAGUGAUGGAGAGUUCAAUUUUUUUUAUUCCCCCCCCCCCUCUCCCAAUAUUAAAAAGGCUCUGUAUGCAUGGUGGGGCUAUGUAAAUAGUCUUUAAAACUAUGGCCCUAUUAAUCUUCCGAGUGUUAUUUAUGGGUCAAGCAAUGUAAACUGUAUAAAUGUAAAAACAAACAAAAACCCCAUAUAGACCCCUGGAAUAUAUGGUAAAAACAAGUAGAAACUGUUUGGGUGGAUGUUUUUUUUUCCCCUCUUGGGGAUGGUGUAUGUGGGGGGGAGGGAGGUCCCAUGUUUAGCAAGGUGGUGAUUAUCUCAUGGGAAGAGACCAAAACUACAAGGAUCUGCUUUUUUGUGGCAGAGGACUUUGUAGAUUUAUUAUUUGAAGAGAGGUUAUUCCUUUUCAUCCCUCCCUUCCAGCUAAUUUGUUGGCUUUUAGCAGCAAUUUUGAAAACCGGGCCUUCUGAUUAUGUUUUUCUUUUAAAAUCUUUAAAUUAGAGGAUGCUGUACCACUGACUAUUUCAACUUAAUAGGAGGUUCUAUUUCAAGGGAAAAUUAUCUUAGACUUGAACUAAUGAGCUGAUAUUUCGGUAUGUGCCAUUCUUGCACAUCCGCUGCAGUCCUAGCUAAGGUCCCAGUGGUAUUUUGGACCUUUUGGAAGGUAUUAAAUAAACA
This is a messenger RNA of Eptesicus fuscus (big brown bat), 4305 nucleotides long. It is a transcript of the gene PRICKLE1, whose product is annotated as prickle planar cell polarity protein 1. The coding region runs from base 295 to 2811 and encodes 838 amino acids. Lineage: Eukaryota; Metazoa; Chordata; Mammalia; Chiroptera; Vespertilionidae. The record is from RefSeq and is a predicted model, not a curated record. The transcript has 8 exons. Gene Ontology annotation, molecular function: zinc ion binding.